AUAAUAACAGUGGUGCAAAAUAAAGCCUCCAUUUAUUGUCUACAGUGUGUGAAGAGUUAUCUGUCUGUCUAGUCAAAGAAGGGGACUCUCUGAUGAGGGCAGAACAUAGAUCGGCAGCUACCUUGGCUGCAGUAGAAGCACGCGCCAAGGCGGAAGCGGCACGAACCAGAGCAUCUUAUGCACAAAGGGAGAUCGACGUGAAGGUAAAGAGGGCUCAGCUAAAGGUAGAGGAGACGCGUCUUGAUGCUACACUGGAGGCCAUCCAGCAGGAGAAGGAGGCAGAGGCCGCUUUAGCUGAAGCGACUAUUUUUGAAGCGGCCGUGGAUUCAGCAGACAUUGAAGAGCCGUCUGCAGUUCGUGACAUGGACCAAGGUUCCUCUUAUCAAACAGCUGAGAGAACUGAAAAGUAUGUUCAGGACCAGUAUGCCUACAUGAACACCAGCCAGCCAUCGGCAUACAAUGACAAUCCACGUCCUGACGCGGAAGUUGAAGUGACUUCCCCAGGAGCUGUAAAUCCCAUGCCACGUGAUGACUCUCCCCCACAUCACAAACCUGUUCAUAGCCAAGGUGAGAGGCAACAUUCAUCCUUGCAUGCCCCUAACCCUAUUGAAGCAACUUCUAUCUUGAGGACCCCGGUGGUUCGUUUCAGGCCUAAAAGUGAACGGGAAUGGAACAUGCCACAGUCAACCAUUGGGUUCAAGAGCUCAUCAUCACCCAGGGACAAUAGAGGAGACAACGGGCAGUCACGUAGAGGAGGACACCAUGCGUCUGGUGAAUCCGGUUCCAACGUCUCAGACCUCGCAAAGUUCCUAGCUCGCCGCGACCUACUUACAGCUGGACUCACAAAAUUCAAUGACAAGCCAGAAAAUUACUGGGCUUGGAAGUCUACAUUCUCCAAUGCCACUGAAGACCUCGAUUUGAAACCCAGUGAGGAACUUGACCUGCUGAUUAAGUGGCUUGGACCAGAAUCAGCAGAGCAUGUGAGAAGAGUGAGGUCGGUUCGCAUCAACCACCCUGCUGAGGCCCUCAGUAUGGUCUGGGAAAGGUUAGAGGAGUGCUAUGGAUCUGCAGAGGCAAUGGAGACUGCUCUCUUUAACAAGCUUGAACGUUUCCCCAAGGUCUCGAAUAGGGACCCCCAGCGUCUCCGGGAGUUAGGUGACCUUCUCCUUGAACUGGAGUCAGCCAAAGAGGAAGGUUACUUGUCAGGUCUGUCCUACCUGGACACUGCACGUGGCAUUAACCCUAUUUUGGAGAAAUUGCCCUUCAGUCUUCAGGAUAAAUGGAUGGUGCAGGGGACAAGAUACAAACAACAAAACCACGUCAGCUUCCCACCCUUUUCCUUCUUCUCUAGUUUCAUUCGUGAGGAAGCAAGGAUGAGGAAUGACCUUAGCUUCAUCCCUGCAACCUCCAGCAUCACACCACCAAGGGAAGAGAGAUUCUCAAUGAAAACAGCGAGAACCCCCAUAACGGUGCACAGAACAGAGGUGGACAAUACUCAAUGGGAGGAUGAAGCAAGAGGAUUGGACAACCCUAAGAAGCAGUGUCCUAUUCACAAAAAGCCUCACCCCCUGCAAAGGUGUAGAGCUUUCAGAGAGAGACCCCUAGAGGAACGAAAGACUUUCCUUAGAGAAAAUGGAAUAUGUUUUCGUUGCUGCUCCUCAGGGGCUGCACGGCUAUCUUCCCCUCGGAACAUCAUGGCGGGGAGGAAGAGGGAUUGCCCUCUUCUUCAGUCGCCACCUCAACUUGCACAGAGAUCUGUGGAGACGGCACUGCAGGGAAAUCAUGUGCCUGAUCAACCGGAGAAGAAAGCGAGUGCGUACGCCAUUCUAGACGACCAAAGCAACAGGUCUUUAGCCUUCUUCAAAAUGUUCGACAUAGCUGAUGACACAUCCCCUUACACACUCAGAACAUGUGCAGGUGUGUCAGAGACUGCAGGCCGAAGAGCAAGGGGUUUCAUUGUGGAAUCGGCUGACGAGAAGACCAGUCUAGCUCUUCCUACACUUAUUGAGUGUGACCAGCUACCUGAUAAUAGGGCGGAGAUCCCAACGCCAGCAGCUGCGAUGUAUCAUGCUCACUUAAAGUCCCUAGCCACUAAGAUACCUCCACUUGACCCAAAGGCUGAGAUUUUGCUCCUCUUGGGAAGAGACAUCAUCCAAGCACACAAGGUCCUAGAGCAACGCAAUGGGCCCCUGCAUGCUCCCUUUGCACAACGAUUAGCCCUUGGCUGGGUGAUAGUAGGUGAGGUCUGCCUCGAUGGUGCACACAGACCCUCACCUGUGAACACCUUCAGAACCUAUAUACUCGACAAUGGACGCGCCAGCCUUAUGAGUCCUUGUCCCAACAAAAUUAAUGUCAAGGAGAGUUUCAGCCACACCCACCAGUCUCAGAGUUAUCCUGCCUCAAACCAGGAACCACGACUUAUGCCAAGAGACAUAACAGAUCUCAUGGGAGAGUCUGUUUUCCGCGUCACAAAGGAUGAUGACAAAACAGCUCCUUCUAUGGAGGAUCUUGCCUUCCUGAGGAUUAUGGAAAGGGAAUUCCAUCAGGAUGAAUCGAACAGCUGGGUUGCUCCGCUCCCUUUCCGUAGCCCACGACAACGCCUCCCUAAUAACUUUCAACAGGCAAGGAAUCGUCUCACCUCACUGAACCGCACGCUGAGGAAACACCCAGAGAAGGUUGGACCAUCAAAGCUCACCCAUGAAGUCUUGACCACAUUCAUGGCAGAGGUCGCAGCUAUAGUGAAUGCUCGCCCAUUGGUUCCCGUAUCCACGGAUCCAGACUCCCCAUUCAUCCUGACACCAGCAACACUUCUCACACAGAAGAUAAGUGCACUUCCUCCUCCCCAAGGUGCAUUUGAUGGGAAGGAUCUCUAUGGAAAGCAAUGGAGGCAAGUACAAAGUCUCGCCAACACCUUUUGGCAUCGCUGGAGGACAGAGUACAUUCCUACCCUGCAGAGACGUAGGAAAUGGCAAAAAGAAGAACACAAUCUUCACGAGGGGGAUAUCGUGAUACUGAAAGACAACCAAGUGAAAAGAAACGAAUGGCCCAUGGGCAUCAUAGUCAAGACAUUUCCCAGCACAGAUGGUAGAGUAAGGAAGGUGGAGAUCAAGACAGCAAGGGAUGAGGACGAGGACCAUCUUGGGGACGAGGACGAGGAGCUUAUGAUUGAGACCCCCGUUGAGGACAUAGGGCCAAUCUGCCUAGGCGACUCUUCUGAGGAGCUCAGCGAGGUAGACUCUGGCCCCGGCCCCUCCACAAGGAGACGCAGGGAAGACAGCGACGGGGAGGAGGAGGCUGCUGUGAAGAGGCCAAGGUGGUCCGAUGAGAGCGACUCGGAUUGA
Messenger RNA from Sebastes umbrosus (honeycomb rockfish), 3341 nucleotides. RefSeq lists its product as uncharacterized. The record is from RefSeq and is a predicted model, not a curated record. The transcript is spliced from 5 exons. Bases 93 to 3341 code for a protein of 1082 amino acids. Lineage: Eukaryota; Metazoa; Chordata; Actinopteri; Perciformes; Sebastidae.